Molecule: messenger RNA, 2968 nt
Organism: Penaeus monodon (black tiger shrimp)
Lineage: Eukaryota; Metazoa; Arthropoda; Malacostraca; Decapoda; Penaeidae
Product: beta-galactosidase-1-like protein 2
Exons: 12
Coding region: 154-2154 (666 amino acids)
Biological process (GO): carbohydrate metabolic process
Cellular component (GO): vacuole
Molecular function (GO): beta-galactosidase activity
Source: RefSeq, a predicted model, not a curated record
CUGAGGCGGCGGGCGAGCGCGUGCGGCCCCGACUCGCUCGCAGACUCGAGUACUCAUCCCGACCAGUUUAGUCAAGCUGCGUCUUCGUUUCGCCGCUGUUGCUCUUCUUAUACCCGCCUGGUCGACGCCAAUUCUCUGGUAGGGGGGACAAAAAUGCCAUAUAUCAACAAUGGCGUCUACUGCACCUUUGGGAGAGGCUACACGAAUUCUGCCCUAAAGCGAGAGGGAAGUUGCUUUACCCUCGACAACCAGCCCAUCAGGAUAGCGUCGGGAGCCUUGCACUAUUUCAGAAUCCAUCCCGACCAGUGGCCCGACCGCUUGGCUAAGCUUCGCGCUGCCGGACUCAACUGUGUCGAAACAUACGUUCCCUGGAAUCUACACGAACCCCGAAAAGGUCGUUUUGACUUCGGAGACACGGAGGACCCCAUGUCUCCUUUUCUAGACCUGCCGGCAUUCCUGAGGGAGGCCCGGGAGCAGGACCUGUUGGCUAUCGUACGGCCCGGACCCUACAUCUGUGCCGAGUGGGACUUCGGGGGACUGCCCAGCUGGUUGCUCCGGACGCCCCACCUGCAGGUCCGCACCAGCCAGCCGGAGUUCCUCGCCGCCGCCUCUCGCUUCCUGAAGGAGACGCUGGAGAAGGUCCAGGACAUGACCUUUUGCCGCAGAGGCCCCGUCGUCGCCCUGCAGGUGGAGAACGAAUAUGGCUCCUUCGGAUACAGCGACCUUCCGCGGGACAGCAAAUACCUGAACUCGAUUUAUCAGGUCAUGACCUCAGUCAUACCCUCCAGCGAGGUCCUGUACUUCACUUCCGAUACUCCUACGUACAGGAGUGACCUCGGAGCUAUCAAAGGAGUGCUCCAGACGGCGAAUGCGCAGACGUCGGUGCAGGAGGAGUUCAGAGAGCUGGAUCGCCUGCAGCCCGACAGCCCGCUGAUGGCGACGGAAUUCUGGUCCGGCUGGUUCGACCACUGGAUGGAACCACACAGGAACCGUUGGCCCGAAAAAGAGUUCUCGCGCGCGCUCGAGGAAAUCCUGAAGAGCAGAGCGUCUUUCAACUUGUACAUGUUCUGCGGCGGCACCAACUUCGGCUUCCUCGCGGGCGCCAACGUGCAGGGGGAGUGGCCCUUCUACGCCCCGGAUGUCACCAGUUACGAUUAUGACUGUCUCCUGACGGAAAACGGAGACUAUACACCAAAGUACAUGAUCACAAAACAGUUGAUCAGCCAAUAUCAGAUUCAUGGGUACAUGAGUACUCCUGAUCUGCCUGAAACGUCUCCAAGAGUCGCAUAUGACGACAUAGUGUUGAAUAAAAUCCUAAAUCUCAACGAACUUAUAGGACAGAUACCACACGUGAAGAGCCCAAAUGUAAUGCCUAUGGAAGACCUCCCUAUCAAUGACGGCAACGGGCAGUCCUACGGAUACACGCUGUACCGCACACGCAUCACUGUACCCAAAGGAGGAGCCACAAUAACCAUCAGCGGACACGUGAGGGACCUUGCUCUUCUUCUCGUCGAUCUGAGACUUGUGUCACCUUGCAUCAACGAGCCACGAGAUCUGGACGGUUUUGGUACAUGGGUGAAAAGAAACUCUACCUUUGAGCUCUCGAGUGAGUACAGUGGCACACAUACACUAGACAUUUUAGUGGAAAACAUGGGUCGUGUCAACUUUGGCAAGCCUCAUGACUUCACCAUGAAAAAGGGACUUAGCGAGGGCCCAGUGUUACUCGACAAUGAAGAACUCCAGGACUGGCUCAUCUACCCGAUAGAAUUCAAGAGUGGAGACAUAGACAGAUUGUUGGGUUGGAGGUCCUACGCAGAUGAAGAAGUGGUAGGACCAGCGUUGCUUCAGGGGGACUUUGAGAUUCAAGAUGAGCCUGAGGACACCUUCUUGGACGCCUGCGGGUGGGGAAAGGGCGCUGUGUUUGUCAACGGCUUCAAUCUGGGCAGGUUCUGGACAGCUGGCCCACAGAGAACCCUGUAUGUCCCUCGCCCUCUUCUUGUGAAAGGUGUCAAUAAGGUAACAGUGUGGUCGCAGUACGGAGGCCAGGGAGUGAUCAAAUCCAAGGACAGCCAUGACCUGGGAGCCGAGAACCCCACAGGUGUAACCCCGGGCAGUGGAGGUCCUCUCAUCAACAUUUGCAAACCUAAUAAAUAGCGAUUCUCAAGUAGCCUUGCGUACAUCUUUUCUAAACUUGCACAUUAGAGCAGAUGUAGGUGAAUAUUUGAAUAUUGUCAGUGAAUUCCAUCCAUUAAGUUUCUGUUGUCAGAGUUGCUUUACAUUCCUCCUUUGUUAUAACUAUUAAAAUAUAGUUAUACAUGUCUCUGUGAAGUAAAAUGGAUAACUUGCAGAAACGAAGCCAUGCUAGUGAAAAUUUUGUAUCAAAUGAUUACAAUGAACACUUUGAUGAGGAUAAGAUGUUGUGAUUAGUUAUUAACUUAAUUAACCAAUGCCAGAGAUAUCUAUCGGGCAGGAAAGGAACGAUCCCUGAGGCUGUUAAACAAACUUCUUGAGGGUUUGAAAAUGUUCCAAGCAGAUAUCACUUAAAGAAGUUUCUAAGUCCACAUGCUAGCGUAAUCCCGUAAUGCUGUAUAUAAAUAGGAUAUAGCAUACCAGGAUUUUUGUGGACUUUAACGAGGCUAACAGCAUACCGGUUGUUGUUGUUGGUUGUUGCAGUAACGAGGCUGUCUAGUGUCAGCAGAGUACUGUUUGUGUGUUCUGUGGUCAGUUUUGGUUUCUACUAUUUGCAAUAGGUUUUAUGAUAAAUAUUUAGAAAUAGGAAUUCUUAUUUCCAAAUAGGAAUUGUAAAUAAGAAAGAGAAGCCUAUUUAGAUAAUCAAAAAUACAUGUAAAUGGUAAAAAAGACAGAAGUUACAUCAAAUAAUAAAAACUUACAUAAAAUUUACAUCAGAGAUUAAUGAUGAAAAAAAAAACAUUGUAUAAGAAAGACGUUACAUCAGACAAUCCCUAAG